AUGAAGCUGAGCAAUAAUAUUCUGCAGCCGUAUCUCGGAGACCUGGUCGGAUUCUCAGGGGAGCGAGUUCCUGUGCUAGGAUCAGUGUGGUUACAAACCACACUCGGUGAGCAGCCGUUAUAUAAGACACAAGAUAUUCAGUAUCUCGUGGUCGAUUGCUUUAGCCCUUAUAAUGUUAUUCUAGGUCGUCCCUUUCUAAAUAGAUUUGCUGCAAUUGUAUCUACAGUUCACCUUUGUGUCAAGUUCCCUGUGCAGGAUAAUGUCGUCGCUACGGUUCAUGGCGACCUCCAGGAAGCUCGGCAAUGCUAUAACACAAGCUUAAAGCCUAUCAAAAAAACCGGACAAUCACAAAUCAACUCCAUCAAGUCGGAAAAUAUAGUACCGGCUGAGCUCGACCCUCGGGCCGAUUUUGAAGAUCGGCCUAUGCCAAAUGAGGAAUUAACAAAGAUCUCUUUAACUGGAGACCCGAUGAAAUUCACUUUUGUGGGCACCUCAAUGAGUACUGAAGAAAGAAAAAGCCUUGAAAGUUUUCUGCGACAAAACGCCGACCUAUUUGCAUGGACUUCCGCUGAUAUGCCUGGAAUAGAUCCGUCUGUUAUAACACACAAAUUGAAUAUCAAUCCAGCAGCUAGGCCGGGGGCAACAUAUCAGCGCCUAAUGAAUAAGAUAUUCGAGCAGCAAAUAGGCCGGAAUAUAGAGGUCUACGUCGAUGAUAUGGUUGCCAAAACAAAGCUCGGCGACCCCCAUAUCCAGGACCUGGCCGAGAUCUUCGAACAAAUCCGACGAUACAAGAUGCGGUUAAAUCCAGAAAAGUGCGCCUUCGGAGUUCAAGGAGGAAAAUUCCUAGGAUUCAUCCUCACUAGCCGAGGUAUUGAAGCAAACCCAGAAAAAUGUCAAGCAAUACUUGACAUGAAGAGUCCAUCGACAAUAAAGGAAGUUCAAAGGCUAACGGGACGGUUAGCCGCUUUAUCUAGGUUUUUACCAUGUUUAGCACCUAAAUCAUUAAAUUUCUUUCAGUGUUUGAAAAAGAGUGCAAAACAUUUUGAGUGGAACCAAAACUGUGAAAUGGCUUUCACAAACUUAAAAGAAAUCCUCUCAAAGCCUCCUGUUUUACAAAAACCAAAGCUCGGCAAGCCAUUAUAUAUAUAUUUGUCUAUUACUGAUUCUGCAAUUAGUUCUGCUCUUGUGAUAGAAACAGAUAAGAACCAGCAGCCAGUUUAUUUUGUGAGCAAGUCAUUACAGAAUGCCGAGCUUUGCUACCCGACGUUGGAAAAAGUUGCCCUGGCCUUAGUUUUCUCAUCCAGACGUCUCCGACCAUAUUUCCAAAGCCACACGAUCAUUGUUAAGACUGGACAACCUCUGCGGCAGGUUCUUUCGAAGCCCGAACUAGCAGGAAGGCUGAUCAAAUGGGCCAUUGAACUUUCAGAGUUCGACAUUCAAUAUCAACCAAGAGGAUCGAUCAAGUCCCAACACUUAAUUGAUUUCGUUGCUGAACUUACAGAGCCAUGUUCAGUUACUCCAAGUCCCAAGUGGUCCUUAUUUGUAGAUGGUGCUUCCAACCCUCACGGGGCUGGUGCUGGAAUGUUGCUCAAAAACUCGGAAGGUAUAGCUCUCGAGCACUCUCUCAGAUUCUCAUUCAAGGCCAGCAACAACCAAGGCGAGUAUGAAGCCCUAAUAGCCGGGCUCAGGUUAGCUGCCGAUUUACAUGUCGAUAAUUUAAAGGUUUACUGCGAUUCAUUAUUAGUAGUUCAACAGGUGAACCACAGUUUUCAAACAAAGGACCCGAUUUUACUAAAAUACUUGGAUAUUGUACAACAACUAUUAAAAGAUUUUUCUAAAAUUGAGGUUAUUCAUAUACCUAGAGAGCAAAAUCAUAGAGCAGAUGUCUUGUCAAAAUUAGCAACAACACAAGCCCACACCGCCACCCUUUUACAGUCAACCCUAGAUAAACCCAGCAUUGAUGCAUUUAACAUCUUAAACAUAGUUAAUAAAGACAGUUGGCAACAGUCUUACAUUCAAUACCUCCGUUUCGGGUCUAUUCCCGAGGAAAUUGAAGAUAAGAAUAAGUUCCGGCGACGGGCCUCGUUUUUUACUUUAUUGAAUAACACUUUGUAUAGGCGAGGUUACUCUCGACCUUUAUUAAAAUGUUUGGACAGGCCGGAGGCCGACCUUGUUCUAUCCGAGGCCCACGAAGGCAUUUGCGGAAUACACUCUGGGGCUAGAAGCCUCGCGCAGAAAAUACUUCGAGCCGGCUUUUAUUAG
This is a messenger RNA of Arachis stenosperma, 2262 nucleotides long. RefSeq lists its product as uncharacterized. Lineage: Eukaryota; Viridiplantae; Streptophyta; Magnoliopsida; Fabales; Fabaceae. The record is from RefSeq and is a predicted model, not a curated record. Gene Ontology annotation, molecular function: RNA-DNA hybrid ribonuclease activity; nucleic acid binding. Bases 1 to 2262 code for a protein of 753 amino acids. The transcript is spliced from 2 exons.